Molecule: messenger RNA, 10247 nt
Organism: Pocillopora meandrina
Lineage: Eukaryota; Metazoa; Cnidaria; Anthozoa; Scleractinia; Pocilloporidae
Source: the annotation of a GenBank genome assembly
AUGAGCAAGCAGCAAGCAGGUAGCAUUAAAAUAAAGCCUAAACGACUUUCGAUACGGCGUACAGCGCGCUCGCCAAACCGAAUGGGCUCCGAAAGAUUACGCCAUGACGCGUUUGACCAAGAUCGAGAGACCUCUCUUCCGCCAGAAGUUCGUUCAAGAUUAUGGACACUCUUUGCUCAGAUUGAAAGAGAAUUUGAGUGCCUACACGCUGAAAACAUUGCCUGUAAGUGAAUAAUGUCUUCUUCUGAUGCAUGCGCUCUGUAGUUUAUAUAAACUUAGCACUUUAACUCUCAACCUAUUGUUAUUCAUUAGCGCGCUAAUCCGAAAACCUCUUCUUCUCAUUCUACGUCCGUCUCAGUGAGGGUAUUUUUAAUGAAAACUUCCUGUUGUUUGACCCACCAGUGAACCAAGUUCUCCUCUAUUGAGUUAAAUGUUCUUGCUGUUUUGUUAAGAUUGUGAACUUUCACUUUUUAAAAUUUUGUUAUUCAAUGGAAAAUUAAGAUGCGAAAUACAUUCGUUUCAUCUUGCUAAGAGAAUUAAAAAUAUUGUUCUGUUUCACAGUGUAGCAUGCUAUAUUUUAUUCUCCUAUGUGAAACUGAAACGCGAGGAGUAUCCAAUUUUUAUUUAAGCGCAGAUACAACGGAUUCAUCUUCUUUAAGAAUCCUAUUCCUUUGCUUUUGUGAUUAACAUGUCAUUUUUUUAACUUACCUAAUGUAAAUUACUGUUACUGUUUUCAGUUGAUAAAUUUAAUACUCAUACUCUUAAAAGUGUUUGAGUUAAGUAAUUUCAAGCUGUUAAAAAAUUCUGCUAUUCUUGUAAUGGAAAUCGAAUUUAAGAAAUGGCAAAUGCAGAUUCCUUGUCACAUUUUGCACUUUUUGUAUUCAGUGGACUUAGAGAAGGUAAAGGGAAAAAGCUCUGUAAAUAUUAUGUGAAUUAAUUAUUAAUCAAUAUUUGGUAACCUAACAGGUAACCACAUUUCAAUAUUUUAAGUCAAGUGCAAAAUAGCUGAUAUAAAAUAUACUGUUCCAUGGAACAAACUUCUCAAAUUCUUUAAUUUUCCUCAAACUAGUGCACCUAAGUCUUCUAUUUAAAGUUGUUGAUUCAAAAAUACACAUGUACAGAUGAGGUUGUUAUUCAUGAAUUUUGUUUAGUGCCUAGGUGAACAUAACCACAUACAAACAUGUAAUUUGAAUCGACGUUGGCAAUAUCAUAACGAAAUACAGCUUUAGCUAAUAGUAUUGUAAUUUUAGAGGAUUCGACCAUUUUUAAUGUAGCUACCAGUAGUUAUUUUGACUUUGAAUGAAGAUUAGAAAUCAAUAUGAUUCUGUAUUUGGUGCAGGAAACCUUGAAAGGACAAAUGCAAAUCAUUUGUGUGUUUAACUGCUUGGUCACUGUCCUGUAAUGUCCAGAAAUGCAUGCAUUAGUGAAAAUGGCAAAAUUUUGUCAAAAUCUUCUAAUUGGCCAAGCUGAUUUCGUUCUGAUGAAUUUGACUAAAAUUUGUCAAAAUCAUCAAUUUUCUGCCAAGCUGAUUUUGCUUUGACAAAAUUCAACUAAAAUUUGCCAAAAUUGUAAAAUCUAUAAACAUUCACUCACUUUGACAAAUCUGCCAUUUUUGUUACUGCAUGCAUUUUUGGACAUAAGUGAUGGCCUCCCAUUAUGAUCAAAUUGAUACAGGCUGGCUAAAGUCUUGUAAAAUGAGUUUGAAUUGAAACAGGGGUCUAUUUGUUGCGUUGCUUACAACAAUAACACAGAUACAAUUCUGUGCUGAUAAUGAGAGAGCACAUUUAUCAUAUUUAAUAUUGUUUGAACCCACCUGCUUACUUUUGAAAUUGAUUUACCUUGCAUCUUGAUUUACCUCCUCCUUUUAAAAUGAAAAUCUAUUAUAAGUGAAAAUGAUCCAUGGUUGUUGCUAAACACAGACUGCCAGCAAACUUUUGGUUGCAAUUGCUUGGCAAAGUACAGCAGGCUCUUCUGAGGAUACGGUAUGCACUUACAACAUUUGUUUUAGAUCAAAUGUUAUCUCGGAGAGGCAUCAAAUGAAAUUUCAGCCUGCAGCCUAAUUUCUCAGAUACAACCCUUAUGAUCCAGUAAAUAUUUUUGUUCAGAUUUAAAACAUUGAAAGAAGACUUUUGGAAAUUACAGAAAAAGUAGAGGUCACAUUAUCACAAGGAAUCAUCUUAACAUUAAUAUUUCAACUUUAAGUGUAACAGGGUCUGCAAACAUCUCUGGAGCAGAUAAGAGCUUGUAAUUUUAUCACAUACACAAAACCAGGUGUUCCUUUGUAGACAUCUAUGGAAUAUUUGGGUAAAAUAGAAAAAUACAUAUGUAAUAUGUGCUUUUAUAGACCAGCUGUCUUGACUAACCCUAAAGGCCAUAUGCUGCUUGUGCUAUAUAUUAAUAUCAAAUAAACAUAAUUGCACUUGAAUUAAAGAUGAAGUUAUGCAUUUGUAUUGUUUUGAGUUAUUUCUUGAAGCAGCUUCCAAUGGAAAAGUUCUUUUCUAAGAUUUAUAUAAAGCAUAGUGUUUGCGUUUUACCAUUACAGUGCAAGAGAGAGUUGAAGCUUUGAAUGAGAAGUUGGAUCUUGUGCUCAAUGGAGGAGAGAAGAUACCAGAUGGAGAAGCCUCAACUGAUGGUGGUCCAGCUAAACCUGGAUAUGGAAAAAAACCAUGUAUGUCUCCAUUAGAACUGAAAUUUUUAAUAGAUCAUUAUAUCACAGUAACCCUUUACACCUCAAUUUCAGUAUGUUCUUUCUCCAUACUGUUCUGUAUACAUUUCCUAUGCUAUUGACAAGGAGAAUUUGUUUAACUACUAAGACUAAUUUCUCUUGUUUUCUUCAUUCUCAUAACCUCAACCCUUUCUCUUCCAUGAGUGACAAAGACAGAAUUUCUCCUCACUUUAUUAAUACAUCAUCAAGCAGACAUGUGAAGAGAAUAAAGGAAAAAAUAAAUUAGGGGAUUAUUAUUAGUUGAUCCAAUACCAAAUUCGUAAAGUACAUGUGUAGCAUCACAAGAAUAGGCUAUGUCCAAAUUACUUUUGGCCUCUAUUUCAAAUCAAGGCCUUGUGCUCAACCAUUGGUAUGGAAAUGAGUUUAAUCUGUACCUGAUUGAAAACUUAUAAUCAUAUGAAAGGAUAAGCACUAGGACUAGCUUUGGAAAAGAUACCAAAGGCAAUUUGGAAAUGGGCUAGCAUAUGGCAGACAGUGAGGAGAAUUUCUUGGGAAUGAAAGAGUUCAUUUGUGACCAGUAGUGAUAUUGCUGGAUGAAAUUAGAUGUUAGUUACUCAGAGGGAUUUAAGGGUUAUCAGGGCUCCAAACUCAUCAAAUGCCUAUUAUUUGAAUUACAGCUGCAAGUCAGUUGAUGUCGCAGAAGCUGAAAACUACCUAUAAAGCUUCCACCAGUAAGGUACAUGUAACAUUCAAACAGACAUUUCCACAUGGUAGUUAUCUUUUUUAAAACAAUCAUAAUUGUUUUAGCAAGCAAAUACUGCAUAAUUUGUUUGGCUAAAUGCCAAAAAAGGAGAGGUCUUUUUUUUUUUACGGUAAGUAUAUUGUUGUUGUUUUUUUUGUUUCUUUGUUCUUCUGUUCCUCUGUUUGAUCCGCAAAUGCUUGAUACUGCAGAUUGUCUCGAGUUUCAAGACUCCAAAUCAAGGGCCUAGCAUUGAAUGCCAUAGGGCACGGAGCUAUGCUGGACAUAGAGACGGAGUGUGGGAAGUGUCCUGUGCUAGACACUCAUUCACCAUGAUAGGAACAGCAUCAGCUGGUUAGUGAACCUGUUAACCCUUCAACUCUAAUGCCCUGUACCUGAAUGUAUACUUGUGUGUGUUUAUCUCAAUGCCUUUGUGCUCAAUAUCUCCAACUUUUUAGCAUCUCUUAGUACAGACUCAUGCAAGUGUGUGACUGCUAAAAUUAUUUUACCCAGCAUAUCCUAGAUCUAGGCUGUGUCCCUUGGCAUUGACAGAGGUCAUUGCUGUCAUCUAGAACCUGGCUGCAGAUUAUUAACCUUCUAACUCCCAAGACUGGAUUGUCAAUGCUCCCCAUUGACAAGUUUGAGUACUCUCACAACCUUUAUGCUGAAUAACAUAUAGAUACUAUAAGGAAAAGUUAAUGUUGAGUUAAAGGUUUAGGAAUUUACACAGAAUAUCUUGAGCAACUGUAACUUGAAACAUCUUUGCAAGUUGUCAAUCGAUCAAUAGGCUUUAUUUUAAGAGGAGAACAUGUGACAGUAGUGAAACUGAUUACCUUGUGGCUCCCUAUAAAAGAUAAUUUGACUCCAAACCUCUGCACUCUCUCUGCACUCAAUUAUUACAAUUACAUAACAACAUAUUAAAUAAUGUGGUGAUUCUAUAUAGAGAUGGAGAAGGAGUCUUGCAUUGUAUUGCAUUUGUAUCUUGGUGUAGUAACCUCCAACAUGUUUGAUUACAGAUCGUUCAGCCAGACUAUGGGAUGCAGAAACAGGGCAGUGUCUACUCAAAUACUUGGGCCAUAAUGGAUCAGGUACACACAUGCAUAGAGUUAAAUUGAUUUUGCAUGCUAAGUACACUGCCAUGCAAACUAGGGGUGUUAAUUUUCAUAGCUGCACUGAAUGGAACUGCAGACUUUGAAUUCAUUCUUUUAUUUAUUUGUAAUUGUUACUGUAAGGGGAUUUUAAGUUUGGUUGAAGGUCUCUUAUUUGACUUAAACCCUUAAGUCCAAGAAGUGACUAAGAUGUAAUUUCUCCCUACAAUAUUCAUACUAUUACAAGCAGAAAAGUGAUGAGAAUGAAGAAAAAUAUCAAUUAGGAGAUUAUUUGUUGAUAAAAAACCAAAUUCUCGGAAGUGACAUCACAAGAACUGUAUGGCAGAUAGUAAGGAGAAUUACAAAUUAGAUCUUGGGAGUGAUUUUCAAAUCAGUAAUGAUAGUCUUUUGUCAAUUUUAUUUUGCAGUGAAUUCCAUAAGAUUUCAUCCAACUGAUGCAAUAAUUUGUACAGGUAAUUUACAAAUAAAGAUCACAAUUUCUUUUUAAAAAAUUCAAGAUAAUCCUGAAUUUUCUACAGUCUGUACUCUUAAUGGUUGUAAAAAAAUUACUGUCAAAAAUGGUCAAAACAAGGUUAAAAUUGUUUUCAUGGACGAUGUCCAUGAUCUGAGUACCGUAUUUACCCGUGUAUAAGUUGACCUUUUACUGCCUAAAAAUUGGUCCAAAAAAUCACCCUUGACUUAUACAUGGGUCAAAAUCUGAGCUCGGUUACCAAGUUCCCACGCAGCAAGGCACUUUGUUUAUCGAGGCGUUUCAGAGUUUCUUGAGCUUCUUUGGCAUUAAGCCUGUCUUCUAAACCUGCUUUGCAACUCUGCACAACGAUAAAGGUUCAUUAGAAAGUAGUAUGUUUGAUUUUGUAAGCUAAUUUAAAAAAUUGUGAAGAAAAUGCUGCUUACACGUGUUGCUAAAACAUGCUAAAACACUUGCGUACACACAGUAAUAAACUUCACGUCCAAACUUGCUGUGAUUUUUUUCAUAUAACCAUAGUACCUGAAAGAAAAUUCUAAGAAAUACAAGAUUAGUUUUUCAAGGAAAUUCUUGCCCAGAAAUAAGAAAAACUUAUUUUUGGGCUCCAAAAUGGGGGGUCAACUUAUACACGGGUUCAACUUAUACACGGGUAAAUACGGUAAUUUCCAAAGUGCCUACUAACCAGUGUGGGGUAAUUUGAUUUCUGUUGUUGCUUAUUGUCAAUGGUUUUCAGUCACUGGGCAGAUAUGAGUUUUUUUAUAGUGCAAAUAGUUGGGCAUACUUGUAAUUUUUUGGUCACAGCUGAUUGGCUUACAAAGUUUGUCUUAAGUUCUUACCUAUCAUGUGCCUUUGAUUCAAUUUUGUGAGCACUGGUAAUUUCUUUUCAGGAUCAGGAGAUGGUACUUGUCAUAUAUGGAGGGCAUUAGAUUCAACUCCAGAACAGGUGAGGCAGCUGAGUCAGGUUGUUCAAAGCUGGGUUAAGAUAACCCAGGAUUAGUGUGAAAUUCAAUUUCAGAUCUUAAAGCUUUAAAAAAACCUUUGGUAUAAAUUUUUUGUCUACAAUUUGAUAAUUAGAUGCUCUAUAAAGAAGAAAGAAAAUCAUCCUGAAAAGGCUUUUGAAGAAAGGAAUAAGGAAACCUGGAUUAAAAUUUGACUUGGGGCUGGUGCUAAAAUUAAAAUUUUAACCUUGGAUUGGCCUUCAUGCAACUGGGUCCUGAUUUUAAGGAAAUUUUCAUCCUUCCCUUGAGGUAUUGUUUUGAGAACAUUUUAAGAGAAUGGGUUGCUAAUUAACUGGAUGUCAUAAAAUAUGUCACUGGUAAAAGUGCUACAUUUUAAUCAUCUUCUGAGAAAUAUUGCCUUGAUGGAAACUUCUCCUAGAAUAACUGAAUUCUGAAAGCUUCUGGUGGCUUUAGUUAAAUUUGAACAUUGUUGGAGGAUUCAUUUAAUUUUUCUGAGGGGGCUCUUGCCAUUUACUCCUUUUUUUGGUUUCUUUCAGCGCUCCCAUCCAGGAUCAGCAGAUGAAGCAGACAACAUAACAGACGAGGAAAUUGAUGGUAUGUGACUGUAUAAUCAAUUAUACCUUUAAGCUGCAGACUGGUAUGAGAUGGAAUGAUAUACAUUAAUGAAUAUGUGUAAAGAAUUAUUCCCCUUAAUUGUUUCAAGAGACCCUUGGUUACUUCAUCUCAAGUAGCCCUUCAUUAUACCAAUUAACAUUUUUACUCCUUAAACUAUGUUUCCCUGUUACUUAGUUAUAUGUAUUUUUUCAGUUAAAAACUAUUUGGCCAGUUUUUCUACUGUUUCUGUUUAAAAUUAUAUUCUUUUCAUCUGUUAAAUAGUAUUUGAUAACCAUUGAUUGUAUUUUCUUUUUUAGGAUUUGACAAUGUAGAUGCAGGAAUAGCUGCUUUUGUUUUGAAAUCUCCUCUAUGUGAAUUGAAGGGACAUGAUGGUACAUUGCUUUCCUUACAUUUCUUUUUUUUGUUACUUUUUCCAUUUUCCUUUUAUUAAAUUUUUCCUUUUUUCUCUUACUCCAACCCUAUUUUUUCCACAAAGGUGCAGUGAUUGCUGCUGAUUGGUUCACUUCAGGAAAGCAGGUGGUCACUGCUUCGUGGGAUCGCAGUGCUAAACUGUGGGAUGUGGAGACUGCUGAACAAGUUCACCAGUUGACUGGUAACUCUGUGAUUGAAGUGUUUUUGUGUUUGAAUUGAUUUAACUUUAUCACUCCAAAGAUCUCAUUGGUAAUUCUCCUUACUGUCUGCCAUACAAUUCUUAUGAUGUAAGUUUGGAGAAUUUGGUAUUGAAUCAACUAACAAUCCCUUAGUUGAUAUUUCUCUUUAUUCUCAUCACUUGUCAACUUGAUAUUGAAUGGAUUUUGAAAGGAGAAAUUAUGUCUUGGUCACUCAUGGGAGGUAAAGGGUUAAAUAGAAUGUUCCACCAAGAGUAUUACCUGCUAUUUGCAGGUUGGGCAACUGUAACUUAACCCUUUAAACAUUAAGAGUGACUAGCAUCAAAUUUCUCCCUUCAAUAUCACCCCUGAAUCACACGUUUAGGUCAUGAGAAUAAAGGAAAUGAUCACUAAGGAAAGAAGCUUUUGAUUGGUAAACAAAUUCUCCUUGUCAGCACCUUAGGAAAUGUAUAAAGAACAGUAUGGAGAAUAUGUAUACUGAUUUUAGUGUGUAAAGGGAUAAAAAGUUAAGUAUAGAUCACUGUUGUUGAUACUGGUUAAUAAAGAGAAAGCCAAGCUGGUGUUAAAACCUGGAGGAUAAUUUCUCUUCAGCUUAAAAAUAACUUUACUUUAUAUUUGUAUUAAUUUUGCUUACUAGCCUUAAAUCUAAUACUUUGAAUGCAAUCCAAGGAAUAAAGUAUUUACAGGAUCAUUUCACAUUUCAUCCAUCAGGUCAUGAUCAAGAACUAACACAUACCUGUACCCACCCCACUCAGCAGCUGAUUGUGACCUCGUCUACGGACACAACAUUCCGUUUGUGGGACUUUCGGACACCUUCCAUUCAUUCAGUCAAUGUGUUCCAGGGACACUCUGAGUAAGACAAAAAUCAAUUGCUUGGAAAUUUUUAAGAAAACCUGACAUAUUUCAGCUGCGUGGGAAGUGAAUGAUGUUGUAAGGGUAGUGGUGUAAACUGAUUCUAUGAAUUAUUAACGGGAGAAGUCUCGUAACCGUUCUGUUAUUACUCUGGCAGCUAAGUGAAGGAAAAAUGUUCUGUCUAUUUAAUUUGCCCCAUCAAAAAUUCAUUUGCAAGUGUUGUUGUUUGUUCACAGCACGGUCAGAUCAACUGCUUUCACGACAAAGGAUAUCGUUGUAAGUGGCAGUGACGAUAGAACCGUUAAGGUCAGUGUUCCUUUCUGUGUUGUUUGUUUGGGGACGGGUGUUGUGAUUCCAGAUAUAGGGGUUAAGAAUUGUGCAAAAAGGGCCUGGGAGACACUGAGCGGGGAUCUGGGGAAACUGAAAAUAGGGGUAUGAAAAAGGUAUGUUGAAAGGGAAUGGGAACUAGGGAUAUAGGAAACUGAAGCAGGAUGGACUAGCAACUAGGGCACGAGGAAAGAUGAAUUGGGGAACAGGACGUAGGAGGUUAUGGCUCAGGAGAUAAGAAUGGGAAAACCGAACAGUUGGGGUUGGGAAUUAUGAUGUAGCGUUAUCAGGGUAAAAGGUGUUGAGGCCAGUGUCGAGUGGUACUAUUGGAAGGUUGAGGUCUGGAUGUGACCGAACGGGGAUCAAGCCCAGGUUGGGGAGGAUUGAGUAUUCCGCUUUGCAGAGAGGAGGGAGUUUUUUUUUAAUAUAGAGCAAUGGAAUUCGAAAUUAAGGGGUCAGAGUGAAAGAUAGGCACUGGUUCUGUCAUGAUUGGUAGAUUGAAUAAAGGAAGUCUACAUAAGGCGAGCAGGCAGUUUUAAAGAAAUCUGCUCACGCUGUUUUCGCUGCGCCUUCUGGAGACUCAGUCUGGAAACAUUUUCUCUUAGGUCUGGGAUCUGAAGAACAUGCGCUCUCCUUUGACAACAAUCAGCACAGAUUCGUCUAUUAACAGGUAAUUGAAUCAAAGCACAUGUAAUGGAGACAAAACUGGGGCUAAGGCACUCGAUCAGCAGUUUUUCCUUUGUACUCAGGCUCUUUUUUCAAGUGGCUUGUCUCAAUCUGAAAAAUCCUCAACUUCAAAGUUAAAAUAACCUCACAGUACCUUCCAAGAAUGCAUUCUGUUCUAAUUAUUUCAAUAAAUGUUUAAAUUGUUUCCACAGACUCUCCGUAUCACCAGUAAAUAACGUGAUCGCCCUUCCUCACGACAAUCGGCAUAUUCGCCUGUUUGACAUCAGUGGAGUGCGACUCGCGCGACUGCCUCGUAGGAAUGGUCAGGUAAGUGUAUGUCUGUAUCUUGAACUCUGGUUGGACUCUAUGCAACAGUUUGAUAGAGCAAUUUUCAUUUCAAUGUCGCUGGUAACCUGGGAUUGCAUUGGUCUUUAGAGUACCGCGCCAUUUGAUUGGUCUAGAAAACUCACGCCACCUAUUUGACCAAUCAAAUGCAAAUCAAAACAAGUCGCGACUUUUGUACUCAAGCCUUCUUGCUCUUUUGGCAUCAAGUUCUAAUUGGCUUCCUGGAAAAUUUUCGUUUGUCCUGAUUCGCUGUUAUGAUUUCUUUUGUGAUGCUCGUCGUAAGUUUUCCCUUCAGCAGCACCAACUGCAUGGUUUUCUUUGAGUUCUGAUUGGCUACAUAAGUUGCUAUCAUAACUGUGAUUGGUUAGACUUGGUGUCCCUAGUAUUAGUUCUCCCAAAUUUUCCCGGAAACCACUCACUGAAUUAUUCUGUUCGAAUUUUAGGGUCAUCAACGAAUGGUUUGCUGUACUUCUUGGGGAGAGGAAACCAGCGCCAAGGCUUGCAAUUUGUUUUCAUGUGGUUUCGACAGAAGAGUGCUUGGAUGGCAAGUCAGAGAAGAGAAGGAUAAGUGAUUGGGAAGAGGUUGCGGGCGUGAAGCUGUCACGCAAUGAUUUACGCCAUUGCUCGUCACGCAACGUUCUUCAGAAGAAGGAAGAGUCACGUGCAAGUUGGAGGAGUGCUGCAUGUUAAUUUACAUUUUAAGGAAUAUUUUACACUUGAGCAAAUGUUGCGUAAAGCAAAGAAGAAUGGAAUUUUAAAUGUACGGGUCUAAUAUAAUUUAUUUAUAAUGGCACCAACGAAAAUGUAAGUGUAAGAGUGUGGUUUUCACUUGGAUUUAUGAGGCCGAGUUGUUUGUACGACAAAUUUGUCUGAAAUAAAUAAGAAUUAAAUCAUCA